Fundulus heteroclitus (mummichog) is the source of this 1128-nucleotide messenger RNA. RefSeq names its product xeroderma pigmentosum, complementation group A (gene xpa). Gene Ontology annotation, cellular component: nucleotide-excision repair factor 1 complex. The record is from RefSeq and is a predicted model, not a curated record. NCBI's taxonomy places the organism in Eukaryota, Metazoa, Chordata, Actinopteri, Cyprinodontiformes, Fundulidae. The coding region runs from base 94 to 921 and encodes 275 amino acids. Gene Ontology annotation, molecular function: damaged DNA binding. Gene Ontology annotation, biological process: nucleotide-excision repair involved in interstrand cross-link repair; UV-damage excision repair; nucleotide-excision repair, DNA damage recognition. The transcript has 5 exons.
UAGGAAAAACAACGGAAGCCCUCGGCUGUCAGUUUUAUAACAACAGUCCGAUGCUGGGCUGAAACGAAGCCGAGUCCCGUCCAUGGGAGCAGCAUGGAGCCGUCCGAGUCAGAGGGAAGGGAUGCUGCCGGUCCCCCGCCAGACCAGAGCUCCAAGCCCGAGCUGUCCGCCGCCAUGCGGGCGAAAAUCGAGAGGAACCGUCAGCGGGCGCUGAUGCUCCGCCAGGCGCGGUUGGCAAGCCGCCCUUUGUCCGCCGUGGAGGGAGCAACCUCGGCCAAAGUUUCCAAGACGGUCGACUCCGGCGCUGGUUUCUUUAUCGACGAGGAGGAGGACGGAGAGGAUGAGCGGAAAGCCACGAAGGUGGUGCAUCAGCCAGCUCCGGUGAUCGAGCCAGACUACCUGCUGUGUGAUGACUGCCAGAAACCCUUCAUGGACUCUUUCCUCAGCAACAGCUUUGACCUGUCCGUGUGCGACAAAUGCAGAGACAACGAGGAGAAGCACAAGCUGAUCUCCAGAACGGAGGCCAAGCAGCGCUACCUGCUGAAGGACGUCGACCUCGACAAGAGAGAGCCCCCUCUGAGGUUUAUACUGAAGAAAAACCCUCAUAACUCGCACUGGGGGGAUAUGAAGCUCUACCUUCUGCUACAGGUUGAGAAAAGGUGUAUGGAGGUUUGGGGUUCAGAGGAAGCACUGGAAGAGGCCAGAGAAACGAGGGAGGAGAACAAAGAGGUCCAAAAACAGAAGCGCUUCAACAAAAAAGUCAAAGAGCUGCGCAGGGCAGUGAGAAGCAGCAUGUGGACCAAGAACACCAGCGCUCACCAGCACGAGUACGGACCCGAGGAGGUGGUGGACCCAGAGGAAGACCUCUACAAGAAAACCUGCACUACCUGCGGACAUGAACUCACCUAUGAGAAGAUGUAAAGAUCUACUCGUGUGCAUUCUUACACACUCUGCUCAAAUGGACCGAGAUAAUUGGUGCUUCUGCCUAGAAGCAUUUCAGGAUAUUUGAAACCCCUUGAAACAACAUUAAAAAUAUCUUAAUUGGAAACACGGCAGGUUUGUAUAGAAGCUGAAUAUUUAUACGAAUUACACAUUUUUGAAAUAAACUUGCAAAACUAAUAAACUGUU